Messenger RNA from Paramecium tetraurelia, 2367 nucleotides. RefSeq lists its product as uncharacterized. The transcript is spliced from 4 exons. The record is from RefSeq and is a predicted model, not a curated record. Lineage: Eukaryota; Ciliophora; Oligohymenophorea; Peniculida; Parameciidae.
AUGGAAAAUAAGAUUAAAAAGGCUAACACUUUUUAUGUAGUUAGUCAUCGACCAUCGAAUGAGGGUUUGGUAUCUCCUUCGGGAGAAUCUAUUAAAUUUAGCCUAAGUAUAAAAACAGAAUAAACAAAACAUCACUUCUUGAAUUAAAAAAGUUGUUUUUAUCCACAUAUUCAUUAGGUCUAGGAAAUUGGCAUUAGAAUAAUAAAUGAAACGAUUGAACAAUAAGAGAAGAUUGAUGAGGACUUUUAGAAAAGUAUAUCUAAUAAGCAUGUUUCUUUCGAUUGCCAAAUAAAUGGACUCCAAAAAAUUGAAGGGAAACCAUAAAAAGAAGAUACAAGAAUCACUCAUCUAUCCACUAAGGAGGAUAGGUUUAAAAAGUUAUGGGAUAUUUUUAUGUUGAUUGUGUUGAUAUAUUGUUCCUUUUACAUCCCUUUUGUGGCAGCUUUUGAAGAUGAACAAACUGUCUAUAAUGUUAGUAAAUGGAUAUUCUCAAUUAUAUUUUGUAAUACAUCAUCCAUAUUCCUAGCUGCUGAUAUCAUUAUAUUGAUGAGAAUGUGUUACUAUGAUGAAAAUAAUAAUUUAGUUCAAGAUUCUAUUUCAAUAGUCAAGCACUAUUUAUUUGGCUGGUUUAUCAUCGAUAUCAUAUCAGUGAUUCCAUUUCAUCCAAUAAAUAGUAAGUUCUUCUUCUCUGAAUUAAAAUAAGAUGUAACCUUCUAUAUAUUUAAUAGCUUGGAGUUUAUGUUUGAUUUUUUAGACGUGAAAUAAGCAGCCCUAUUUUAGAUUUUGUUUUUCAGUUUAAUUGGAUUCCACUAUUCUACUUGUCUCUGGGCUUUAUCAAGGUAAUGGUCAGAUCAAGGCAUACCUCAAUAUAUCGAUGCUAUUUACUGGGCUAUGUAAACUUUAUCUACUACUGGAUACGGCGAUGUGGCUCCUACAAGCAUGAUUGAAUACAUAAGUACAAUUGUUUGCACACUUUGUGGUGGUAUAUUUAUGAGUUUGGUGAUUGGCAAUUUGAGUUCUAUUCUUGCUGAUAUUGACACUGAAAGUUAAUUUAAUACGACAUUAAACAACCUAAAGAUCUUAUUUAAUUAAGUCACUAUACUUCCUGAUUAUAAAUCAGAAAUAACCAAUUUUAUAGUUACUAAUCAUAAACACAAUUUGAGUUGGUCUGUGAAUUAAGAAGAAUGGUUCAAGAUUCUACCUCAAGAUCUAUAAAAUAAGAUAUUGUUGGCUGUAGCUAAAAAAGAAUUGCUGGGGAUCUCUUUAUUUAGAAUCUCUAUUCCCUUCUCAUUAAAAGCCAUUAGACAUAUUGGUCUGAUGAAGGCUAAAGCAGGAUAGCUUCUUUGGUUAAAAGGAGAUCCAGUAGAUGAAAUCUAUUUUCUUGUUGAAGGAAUGGUUCAAUAUCGAAAUUAGUUUGGGAAAGAAUUACUGGAAAUUCAAGCAGGAUCAAUUUUUGGAGAACAAGAAUAUUUUAACAGACGAUAAAUAAUUAAAAGAUAAUAAUAGCGUGGUUAAUAUGCAAUAGCAAAGUAGGAUUGCUAUUACUUGAUUAUUAGGAAUUCUCAUUUUUUUAAAUAUUUAAAGGAGUUUCCAGCCUUGUAGAAAUAUUUGUAAAUGCUAGCCGAACAUAGAUUGGAUGAUAUUUUGAUUAGAUUCAAACAAUAUGAAAUUGAAGCAGAAAAAGAGAGAGCUAGUGCUUAGAAAUUAGAAUUGAUCAAAUCUGCAAAUAGAAUAGAAGUCAGAGAUUACAAGGGAAUUAUGAAACAUAAAUAAAGUGUGAUAUAUGACACUAGGUAAAGCAAUACUGAAAGCAUUCUAGAACGCUUAUUAAAGAAUAGGAUUACAAAACUCAAUAUGUUGAAGGAUAGGUUUAGAAAGGUUGUCUAAAUGAUCAUAUUUGCUAAUAGAACCUUAGAAAAACAAUAUUUGUCAUCUAAAGCAACAUCAGUUCAAAAUUCAUAGUCGAAUCUUUUUGCAAGAAAGGUCAAAGCCAAUCAAGUUGUACCUAUGGGCAUCUUAUUGAAAAUGAGAUAAAAGUUCAUAGAAAUCAAACAGCAUAAGAAGAUUUCUUUAGAAAGGAGAAAUGAAUUCAAAAGAGUAUUUUAAGGAUUAUUCUAAAAUAAAAUUGAUCUAACUAAUUCAUUACCCAAAAGUGAUAGUUAAGAAUUUCAGGAAAAAAAGAAGAAUGUAAUAUCAAUUCGCAAUCCUUCUUAAAAACUAGAUGAAUUUUUUACAUAAAUGAAAACAUUAGAAAGAAAUCUCAAUUUAGCAUAGUGGGCAAUUCAUGAAAGCUAAAAGGAUUUGGAGAAGGAACUAUAGAGUAUAAACAGAUUGUUUGAUAAAUAAGACUUCACCAAAUUGAUUUGA